CCCAAGGGACGAGCGCAGCCCCGGCCUCCGCCCCGCAGAACCCGCCCCUUCCUGCUCCUCCCCGGGACGGAGGCGGGGUCUCCAGGAGGAAGGCUGGAUCCCCGGGACGGAGCAACUGACCAAACCAUGGCAACUCCCACUGCUGCUUUUGAGGCCCUCAUGAAUGGAGUGACCAGCUGGGAUCUCCCCAAAGACCCUGUUCCCAGUGAGCUCCUUCUCAUUGGAGAGGAUGCCUUCCCAGUGAUGGUGAAUGACAAGGGCCAGGUGCUCAUCGCUGCCUCUUCCUACGGCAAAGGCCGCCUCGUGGUGGUGGCCCACGAGGGUUACCUGCUGUGUGCUGGCUUAACCCCAUUUCUUGUCAAUGCAGUCGGCUGGCUCCGGCCCUCCCCGGAGGCUCCUGUGCUGGUGCACCCUUCCCUGGCCUCACUGGUGAACAUCCUACAGGGUGCCGGGGUUGAGGCUGAGACUGGGCCCGAGCCAAGAAACUCCCUAGGGGUUUACUGUGUCGCUGCCUAUGGUGACACCGUGUCUAAGGGGCUGAUUCCUUUUGUGAAGAGCGGAGGGGGCCUGCUCAUUGGCGGCCAGGCCUGGUACUGGGCCAGUCAGCAUGGCCGUGACAAGGUGCUGUUCAGGUUUCCUGGGAACCAGGUGACAAGUGUGGCCGGAGUGUACUUCACCGACAUCUAUGGGGACAGAGACCAGUUCAAGAUCUCUAAGAAAGUGCCCAUGAUCCCACUGUAUGUCAGGUGUGGGGUGGAGCUCAGACAUGACCGCCAGCAGCUGCUGCGUGGCAUCUCGGAGCUGGACAUCAGGACCGGGGGAGUCCCCUCACAGCUGCUUGUGCACGGGGCUCUGGCCUUCCCUCUGGGGUUUGACUCCUCCCUCGGCUGCUUCCUAGCAGCUGCCCACUACGGCCGGGGCCGUGUGGUUCUGGCUGCCCACGAAGGCAUCCUCUUCGCUCCUAAGCUGAAGCCCUUCUUGUUGAAUGCCGUGCAUUGGUUAGCCAGGGACAAGGCAGGCAGAGUGGGCGUCAACACCCGUCUGAAAAAUCUGUACCCUUUACUGUUGGAGAAUGGCAUGAACUGCAGCCUGGAGUCCCAUCUGACCAAUGGCACGAACGUCUACUGCUGCGUGGCUUACUGCGACCAGGAAACCAAGAAGCUCCGGGAGUUUGUGGCUGAGGGUGGAGGGUUGCUGAUUGGUGGCCAGGCCUGGUGGUGGGCCUCCCAGAACCCAGGCCACUCUGCUUUGGCUGGUUUCCCUGGCAACAUCCUCCUCAACAGCUUUGGCCUCAGUAUCCUGCCUCGGACCCUCAGUCCAGGCUGUUACCCUGUCCCUGCUGCGGGCACGCAGACUUACCACUUCCGUGAGGUUCUGUCUGAGUUCCAGGCUGUGUUGGACCACCGGGGAGGGAGCUUGGAAAAGAGGUUUCUGGCCAGGCUGGGAGUAGACGCUGCAGCCUUUCUUCAGAUUCCUGCAGAGGAGGUUCCCGCCUACAUGUCCCUGCACCGGCUCCUCAGGAAGAUGCUGAGACAGUCCGGCCUGCCCGCUGUGAGCAAGGAGAAGCCGGUGGCCAGUGACUCCUGUGAGGCUACAGUGCUCGCUCUGGCCACCCAGCUGGCCCAUUCUGGAACUGACUGCUCCCAGCUGGCCCCGAGGCUUGGCACUUGGACCUGCUUCUCCAAUCUACAUCCCGCAGAAGACCCGGUCAUGGUGGAGAUCAAUGGAACCAACCCAGGGAACAGUGACGCCUGGAUGAGCACUGGGCUGUACCUCCUAGAAGGACAGAGCGCUCAGGUCCGUGUGUCUGAAGCUGCUGCCUCCGCUGGCCUGAUGGUACAGAUCGGCUGCCACACAGAUGACCUGACCGAGGCCAGCAACCUGUCCCGAGCCCCUGUGGUGACUAACCAGUGCUGUAUGGACAGGACCCAACGGUCAGUCCCCUGUCUCUGGGGUGGCCUCCUGUACAUCAUCGUGCCCAAAGGCUGUCAGCUGGGUCCUUUGUCUAUCACCAUCAGAGGGGCUGUGCCUGCCCCAUACUACAAGUUGGGUAAGACAUCCUUGGAAGAGUGGAGAGAUUGCGUCCAGGAGCAUAUGGUUCCCUGGGGAGAGCUGGCCACGGACAACAUCAUCCUGACAGUGCCAACCGCACACCUCCAAACCCUGAAGGACCCCGAGCCUCUGCUCCAACUCUGGGAUGAAAUGAUGCAGGCCAUAGCCAGACUGGCAGCCAAGCCCUUCCCUUUCCACACGCCUGAGAGGAUCGUAGCUGAUGUGCAGAUUGCAGCAGGCUGGAUGCAUUCGGGGUACCCCAUCAUGUGUCACCUGGAGUCCGUGCAGGAGCUGAUCAGUGAGGCCAACAUGAAGAGGGAAGGUCUGUGGGGACCCAUCCACGAGCUGGGUCACAACCAGCAGUGCUGUGGUUGGGAGUUCCCCCCACACACCACGGAGGCCACCUGCAACCUCUGGUCAGUUUAUGUGCAUGAGACAAUUCUGGGGAUCCCCAGGGCCCGGGCUCACCCUGCUCUUGCCCCGCUACAACGAGAACAGAGAAUCAAAGCCCAUCUACACAAGGGAGCACCCCUGGGUGACUGGAACGUGUGGACAGCUCUGGAGACAUAUCUGCAGCUCCAGGAGUCCUUCGGUUGGGAGCCGUUCACCCAGCUCUUUGCGGAUUACCAGACCCUCUCUGGCUUCCCCAGAGACAAUGCUGGCAAGAUGAAUCUCUGGGUGAAGAAGUUCUCUCAAGCUGUGCACAAGAACCUGGCCCCAUUCUUUGAAGCCUGGGGCUGGCCCGUCCUGAAGGAGGUGGCCGAGAGCCUGGCCUGUCUGCCUCGCUGGCAAGAUCACCCCCUGGCAGCGUACGUGGGUGCCGAGAAGUAACGAUGUGUCCGUCAGGCAGCGAGGUCGUCACCACCGUGUCCUGAGCCAGCACGCACAGUGCCUUCAACCAUUUUCUUUUUCCUUUCAACAGUAUGCUUUCCUAACAAAUUUUGGUGUGUUUUAACCAUCAUUCUAAACUUCCUCGAGACUCAGGCUCUUCAUGAGGAGAACUAGGCUAAGGACAUGUGCCCUUUGGCAUCCCGCCUUCUCCAUGCCAGGAUUGUUCCCCUUUGUGUUGCCAGUACCCUUUGCCGGGUGGUUUAGCACAUGAAAGGGGCUCAGGAAAUUCGCUAAAUAAAAUAACUCUGUGACCUUGAAGUCACAAUGACCCGUCCAUAUGUCCCAGGCACUGUGACUCUGAAUUAACACGUGUAAACGCUCUCACCACACCCAGUUGACGUGAGAAAGCAGACGCUUAGGGAUAGUGAGCAAGUUUUCCCCAAGUCACCAAUGUCAUAAGAGGAGGGUUUUGACGGACAACCAAACUAGUGAAAAAUUAUGGAGCUGAAUGGUGUGCAAUUUAAUUAAUAAUUUCCCAGCAAAACAGAUGGAAGGAAGUUUAAUAAAGUUUUUUUUUUCCUAUA
Jaculus jaculus (lesser Egyptian jerboa) is the source of this 3467-nucleotide messenger RNA. It is a transcript of the gene Tcaf2, whose product is annotated as TRPM8 channel associated factor 2. Bases 127 to 2883 code for a protein of 918 amino acids. Gene Ontology annotation, biological process: negative regulation of anion channel activity. The record is from RefSeq and is a predicted model, not a curated record. NCBI's taxonomy places the organism in Eukaryota, Metazoa, Chordata, Mammalia, Rodentia, Dipodidae. The transcript has 8 exons.